Messenger RNA from Gavialis gangeticus (Gharial), 2008 nucleotides. RefSeq names its product heat shock protein beta-11-like. Gene Ontology annotation, molecular function: protein folding chaperone. Bases 1129 to 1863 code for a protein of 244 amino acids. NCBI's taxonomy places the organism in Eukaryota, Metazoa, Chordata, Crocodylia, Gavialidae. Gene Ontology annotation, biological process: response to heat; protein refolding. The record is from RefSeq and is a predicted model, not a curated record. The transcript has a single exon.
UUGCAUCUGUAUUAUGUGGUUACAACUGCAAGGAUACAGUCGUACAUGUAAUAUAGCUGCUGGCAGCUGUGUGCCCAGGGGGCGCACAGCCUGCUCCUGUAGGGUCUUUGCCUCGGAGCUUUUAUGCUAGGAUAAUGCACCAUGGCCUGUUGAGAGGCAGAGUUGUGCAGGGCAAAAGGCGCUGGCCUAGACUUGGGGGUCCUGUUGUGUUCCCAGCUCUGCCCCUGCCCUUGGCCAGGUCACUGCUGCAUUCUCUGCCUCAGUUUCCCCCUCCUCCACAUUUGUUUCAAGUGCUCCAGUUGGACUACUUUUCGCUGGGUUUAUACAGUGCCUGGCAAGAAGGGCCUCAUCCUUAGGGGUGGGGAAUGCUGCUAGAACAUCAAUGAUGCUGAAGUACUGGAUGAUACUUUACCCUGGAGGAUUAGCUCCCCUACUGAGGGGACUUUCGGCACUUGCUUACAUAACUGAUAGCCUGGACAGGCACCAAGGCUGAACACAUGUUGGUAAGAAACAUACAGAGCAGUCACAAACCAUCCAUUGCCUUUGCUGGGUUAGGGUUUUUGCUUCCAGCUGCAGUAAUAAAGUGUUCAUUAACGACAGCUGGAAGGUCCAGCUGUGGCAGUAACCUGUGCUAGAUGGGGAGUGUAGGAAAGGAGGAAGAGGUAAUAAAUGUUUACAAACCACCUGUUGAGGCCUGUGAUAUGGGGCCACAUUAAAAUAGUUGCCUAAUGUAUUAAUCUUUGGUACGCAGUUCAUAGGACACAGGGAUCCUCCGUAUGGUACAUAACCCCUAAUUCUGUCAUGCAUCGUAAAGGGAGGUCUGAAAGAAUUUGAAGGCUUCAGGUUGUGCUCCUGAAUCAUGCCUACAUCUAAAACCACUCCCUUACCACCCCCCAUGCACAGCCAUCCACCGCCUGUCUUCCUUUGUGAGCUCUGCUCUCAGUGGGACCACAACAGCUUGGUCUGUAACCAGAGCUCCUGACUGACUCCGCUGCCCAGUUUGGAUGGGUGACGCUCGCCUUGGGAAAUAGGCGUUGUUAUUUUGCCACGUGAGUAAUCCCUGAGCCAUCAGUCUCUUAAAAAUAGAAGAUGGCAUCUUGAGGGCGUGGAAGAUGCAGAGAAUUCUGGAUGGGGCCAGGCCUGGUCGGCAUAGGCAUAAAAGCUGCUGGCUCCCACCAGCCGAGCAGAAGGGCUCCAGCACCACUGGAGAGGACUCAGCCCCAGCGCCCUGGGCCAAUUGCAGAAGCAGCGAUGCUGUGCCGCCUGCACCUCCAGCCACCCUGCCACGGCGCCCUGGCUCCCUGGGUGGGCCCCGUGCGCACACUGUGGCCUCAACCCAGCGUCCUCUUUGCUGAGCUGGAGCGGGAACUGCGAUGGGAGAUGGAGCGAGCCCAGGAGCUUAUGAGCAGUUUCCAGCAGCUCUUAGCAGGUGGAGGGAGCAGUAAUCCCAGCAGAGGGCAAGAGCAGAGCACCAGCAUGACCCUGCCCCAGGGAGUGGAUGGGGCCUUCACUGUGUGCCAGGAUGUCAAGGGCUUUGAUCCUAAUGACCUAAUGGUGAAGCUGGUGGGCAGAAAGGUGCUGCUGACAGGCAAGAAGGAGAUGCAGAGUGAGGAUGGUAAAGGCUCCUUCUCCUACAAGUACGAGGUGUUCAAGCGGGAGUGGGACGUGCCUGAGGGCGUGGACCCUGACGGCCUGACCUGCUCCAUCUCCAGCGAGGGCCAGCUGCGCAUUGAAGCCCCACGCCAGGCACUGAUAGCUGCCCCGGAGAGGAAUGUACCCAUCCAGAUCACCCCGGCGGGCAGUGCAGAAGCUGGAGCUGUGGUGGGCUCUGAAGAGGGGGCCAAUGGCAGAGCCAAGGCAUAACGGGGACUGAGAGCUGACAGAUGUUGCCCAGGCUGAGCCAGGGAGAGCAGAAUCCUGGAGCAGGAGCUGAGCUGAGACUUAGUGGAGACUGAUGCAGGCCCCGUGGGGGUAGGAAGAUGAGGGAGACUGUCUAACUGUCCUUGAG